Metarhizium brunneum ARSEF 3297 is the source of this 840-nucleotide messenger RNA. The record is from RefSeq and is a predicted model, not a curated record. NCBI's taxonomy places the organism in Eukaryota, Fungi, Ascomycota, Sordariomycetes, Hypocreales, Clavicipitaceae.
AUGUUUCUCAAGUCGCUCGUGACGCUCCUCGGGGCUGCUGUUGCGGUUCAGUCACUCCCAGCUGGCGAAUCCGCUAAUGAGUUGGAAAAAAUCGCGUCAAAUGCCGGGUUCCAGCGAUUCGAAUAUGUGACGGAGCACACUCAAUCAAAUUUCUUCAAGCAGGAAAUAACGCACGUAAUUAGUCUUAAUCACGAGGCAAAUAAUGAGAACAUUACAACUGCUCUCCAGAACGUCGGCAUCGCCUACACGCCACUACCUAUUGUGGAUUUUGGUACCCCAACGCUUGAAGACUUCCAAAAAGGUUAUGAAGGGUUCAAAAAGCAUCGACCAGGUACCCUCGUCUGGUGCGGCUUCGGCCAUGGCCGCACUGGAACAAUGAUCUCAGCCCUACAAAUCUAUAUCGAGCAUGAGAAGCCCUCACCUCAGCUGCUUACACGUCAAGACUACGACAACAAUCACGUCGAGGAGGAUGCGGAGGAAGCUGCCAAGCCGAAACCCAAGCCGCAGCCGGGUUCUGCCGAGUACAACACACAGCUUCUAAAGGAGAAGUGCGACGCCUCUGGCAACUCGCCGGCGUGUAUGAAGGCAGGAAACCGGUGCGCUGCCCGCUUCGCUGCAAGUGAGAAGAUUGAGAAUUUUCUCAACUGUGUAGAAAAGGUGCAGGUUUGCCUUGACUACUACCGGCAAGAGGAGUGCGAAGAAUUCGCGGCACAAUGCCAGGCUGAGCUGGGAACGCUCAGCUCUAAUUUCUACAGCCUGGCCGAGUGUACGUGCAAGAAGCAGGGAAAGGUGGAAGGGGAAGCCCUCAAGUUCUGUGUGAGUGAAAAGGCAAAGUUGUAA